AUGUCGAACCGGAAAAGCUCUGACUACGUAGGGGAGUCCUUCGCCGACGCCCCUGAAGCCCCCGAUCAGUUGAAUGUCAAGAUUCCCCAAUCCUCCUCGACACGAUCCUUGACCGAUAGCCCGCCUGUCGGAUCAGGAGCUUCCCCCGAAACCGCGGCACAGCCGUUCUUUACUUCUGAAUCGCAGGACGAGCAGAAGGACGAGCAGACGGAUGGUGGUGAAUCGAUAGGCAAGAAGAAGAACAGAAAGAAGAACAAGAAGAAGGCCAAGCAAGAUGAGGAUGAGGUUGAAGACCUCCAGACCCCGGUGGAGGAUGUGAAGUUAGACCCGGCCGAUGAGUUACAAGCGCCUGCCACACCGGUCCAGCUGGGCGAGCCUGGCGAAGCAGUAGAGGCCGGUGAGGAGGAAGAGACGCCCCGGAAACCGAUGAAGCAGAAGUCCCCCUUGCUCACGUCUCAUCGCCUAUCCACCACAUCUUCGCUUGAUGAGGUGAACCUGACGAAUAGCAAGGAAGAUGAACCCGUUAUUGUUGGGGAGGGCGAUUCAGACCUCAAGUCGGAGUCGCCUCCAGUUCCCCCUAAGGACGAGACAGCAUCUUCGGCAGGCUUGGCUCUGAAGGGCCUUUCUGGUACCCUGCCCUCCUUGCCAUGGGGACCGCCCCCAGUCAACAAGAACCCUCCUCCCGCCGCACCCCCUCCACCAGCCCGCAAACCCAGCGGUCCCUUUUCCUGGUUCUCUCGAAGCUCAACCGGAGCCAAGGAUAUCAAGUCCCCACCUCAAACCGGCCGACGAAAUACAUCCAACUCUGUGUCGACGAUUGCGAGCAACUUGGAUCUGGUGGCUCAUGGGGAGGAUGGAGAUGCUUCGAGCGUGAACUCCAGGAGGCCGAGGCGGAACAGUCUGAAGGACCAGUUCAAGUUGCUGCGGAUGAGGGAAGAAUUUGUCGUUCACGAGAACGAUGAGGGAAGCAUCCGAUCAGGCCAUGCCAGCAUCAGUCAGACUGGAGCGAGUCCGCCCAUCAUCCCAGAGGAGGGCGAGGAUGGUAUUCUGGAAGCUCCUCCUGCUCCGGCCUCGGAAGCGACGUCGCCGGGUGCGACUUCGCCAUCUACAAUCAACCCCAACCUGGCCCCAGGCACUGUCUCUGGAUUCUCUCGGUCUGCGAGCGACGCAUCCACCCCCGUCGAUUGGGAUCUCUGGCAACAACUGGUGAACAAUGGACCUCAAGCGCUGGCCAGCUCUGAGGAACUGAAUGCUGCCAUCAAGCGAGGUAUUCCGCAAACCAUUCGAGGUGUGAUCUGGCAGAUUUUGGCUGAUUGCCGGAUCGGUGAAUUGGAAGACACAUACCGCGAACUUGUCGCUCGUGGAACUGACAAAGAUCAGCGGAGACCAAGUGUCCAAAUGAAUGGAUCGAUCGAGAAAGAGUCUACAACCUCGUCACGCUCCUCUAUUCGGUCUAACAACUCAGGGUCUGCCACUCAGCCCACCAGUGUCGCUGCUAGCCCCUCUGCAGAGACUGAUUCCGAGAAAUUGGCGAAAGAGCAAGCGGCUCUCUUGAAGAAAGCUAAAGAUGACGCUACUGCUCUGCAGAAGCUGGGAAAAAACCAUUCGACGGGAUUUGGUCAGGAAAGCCUCUUUGGACUGUGCAAGGCGUACGCUCUGUAUGAUGAAGCCGUGGGAUAUGCACAGGGCAUGAAUUUUAUCGUCAUGCCUCUGUUGUUUAAUAUGGACGAGAUCGAUGCUUUCGAGCUUCUCGUGAAGCUGAUGAACAAAUACAAACUUCGAGAGAUGUUCAUUCAGGACAUGCCCGGUCUUCAUCGCAGCCUCUACCAAUUCGAACGCCUUCUGGAAGACCUGGAGCCUGCUCUUUACUGUCAUCUCCGACGACGCGGCGUGCCCCCCCAACUGUACGCCACUCAAUGGUUCUUGACCUUGUUUGCCUAUCGUUUCCCUCUGCAGCUUGUGCUUCGUAUCUACGAUCUGAUCUUCGAGGAAGGCCUUGAGAGCACAAUCCUCAAGUUUGGCAUUGCUAUAAUGCGUCGAAACACCGAGGCGCUUCUGGGAAUGAAGGACAUGAGUCCCUUGACGACGUUCUUAAAGGAGCGUCUCUUCGAUGCAUACAUUGACAAGCAGCCAUCUGCGUCCUCUAUCCUAGAGUCAGGCUUCUUUGGAAGCUCUGGCGCUGCUGACAAGGAAGUCUAUCGGGCCGAUCUUCUCGUGCAAGAUGCCUGUGACGUGCCUCUCACUCAAAACAUGAUUAAUUCCUACACCGCUGAAUGGGAAGAAAAGACACGCACCGAGAAAGAGCGUGAGGCGGAAUUGGAGCAUCUUCGACACACGGUCUCCACCCAGGCUUCUCGCGUCCGACUGCUCGAGGAGCGCGCCGAGGCAUCAGACAAAGAACACGUCCAACUGGCGUCGGAGCUGGUUCAUGUCAAGGUGGAGAAUGAGGAACUGCGGGAUUUGAAUGAUGCACUGAAGCUCCAGGUCAGCGAGCUGAAAAUUGUUGUCGACAAGCAGCCUGCCGAAGUGGAGGAGAAGCUUCGCAUGGAGAUGGAACGCAUAAUGAAGCGGAACAUCGAAGUGCAGAACGAGAACCGUGCGAUGGAAGACUCCAUGGCUGAGAUGGAGAAGGAGCUUGUGGCGACGAAAAUGAAAUGGGCCGAGAUGUCUGAAAAUCAUGAGACUCUUCGUCAGAAAUGGAGCGACCUCCGUCGGGCUCUUGACUAA
Molecule: messenger RNA, 2727 nt
Organism: Penicillium macrosclerotiorum
Lineage: Eukaryota; Fungi; Ascomycota; Eurotiomycetes; Eurotiales; Aspergillaceae
Product: putative GTPase activating protein (Gyp5)
Exons: 5
Coding region: 1-2727 (908 amino acids)
Source: RefSeq, a predicted model, not a curated record